AUAAGAAUAGUUUACCUCAUUUGAAUUCGAACAAUUGGCAUAAAUCAUUUUUAUAUUAUGAUGGAAAUUCGAUAUUUAUUGAUUUCAAUCGUCAGUGGUCAGAUUAUCAGUCAAUAAACCUCAAAAAAACGUAUUCAAUAGUUUAUCUCAUUCGUUAGACUGAUAACAACCAGUGCACUCAUUGUUAUAAUAUGUACAUUCAACGUUCUUAAAUGGAUUGAUAUUGACGUCCUGUUUCUCUUGUCUAACGUAGACUUGGAUUAGAUUUAACAAUAGAGCAGUAAUGAUGUUUUUGUGUUAUGAUGAAGAAGAACAGCAAUGAUGACAUUCAAAAUCCUAGAAACAAGGCCAGUUUCUUUUCAGUAUUAUUUUUCACGUAUACCUUAGAUAUUUUCAAGAAGGGACAGUAUUGGAAUAUUUCAAAUUUAUAUAAGCCAUUAGAUGGUCAUCGCAGUGAAGUAUUAGGAGAAAAACUUUGGAGUUUAUGGGUGUACCAUGCCGAUGAAUGUAAUAGAAUUGGGAAAACUCCGAAUAUUGUUGUUGUUUUAUUAAGAUUCUUCUGGUUGGACAUACUGAAGGAUUGUUUCUUGCUUGUUUUAUCUCUAAUUCCAAGAAUCAUACUACCUCUCUUAUUAGGCAAUAUACUAAGUUACUUUAGUCCUAAAAGUAUCAUCACCAGAUCCGAAGCUUAUUGGAAUAUCCUUCUAUUGAUAGUUUUUAAUUUUAUGAGUACCAUAGUUUCAGUCCAUUACAAAUUUUCGAGCAGUAUUACAGCUUUGAAAAUCAGAGUAGCAUGUUCUACAUGUAUACACAAAAAAAUAUUGAAGAUGAAUACAUCUUCCCAUAUUAAUGCACUUAAUGUGAUCUCAAAUGAUUUGAGUAGAUUAGAUAGAUCUUCAAACUACGUUCAUUAUGUUUGGGGGUCACCACUAUUUCUAAUUAGUAUUUUAAAUUUGCUCUACUAUGAUGUUGGUAUCUCCGGAUUGAUUGGAGUAUUAUGGUUCAUACUUUAUAUGAUUUUCCAAAGUUACUUUGCGCAUUGGAUUGGGUCCCAUAGGAACAAAAUUGCAAAAAAGACUGACAUAAGAAUGGGAUUCAUGAAUGAAAUAUUAACCAGCAUUAAAGGUAUAAAAAUGUAUGCAUGGGAAAAACCGUUUUGUCGUUCGGUGCAGAACUCCAGAGACAUCGAAAUGAAAAUUGUGAAAAAAGUAACAUAUUUUAAAGGAAUCUUGUAUUCCUUGCAAUCGUUCAUAAAUAUAACAGCAGUUUUCUUAGCCCUGCUAUCUAUGGUGAUUCUAGGAGAGGACAUAUCUGCAUCGAAGAUUUUCAAGCUUAUUAUGUAUUAUUAUUCUUUCAAUUUUGCCAUAACACUUAUGUUUCCCUUGUCUGUAACUAAAGCUACAGAAUUAUACCAAGUUCUUAAAAGGGUUAAUGAAUUCCUUCUGCAAAAUGAAAUUCUAGUCCAGAGAAAAUUUGACACUCAAGAAAUAUCAAGAGUCAUACUCAAAGAUUUUAAUGCAAUAUGGUACGACAAAAGUCUCAUAAAUAGUACCAAACCUAGUAGCCCAUUUGAUGAGGACUCCUUGAUAAAAUAUCAGGAGAAGGAUUAUAUUUUGCGGGAUAUUAAUAUGAAGUUUGAGGAUGGCAAGUUAUAUGGUAUAACUGGAGCUGUUGGUAGUGGAAAAUCUACACUACUUCUGUCAAUUCUCGGUGAAACCUUGCAAUCAGGAAGCUUGCAACUCAAUGGAUCAGUUUCAUAUGCAUCGCAAGAUCCUUGGUUUUUCAAUGAUACCAUCAAACGAAAUAUACUCUUCGAUGAACCAUUAAAAGAGGAAAGAUAUGAGAAAGUUAUCAGAAUUUGUGGAUUGAAAACUGAUUUGGAUGCUUUGCCAGAAAACGAUAGGACACUUGUUGUGGACAGUGGCCUAUAUUUAAGUGGAGGACAAAAAUCCAGGAUCAAUCUUGCCAGAGCUAUCUACAGAAAUGCUGACAUCUACCUUUUUGAUGACCCACUAUCUUCUGUGGAUGCAAGUGUAGCCAAAAGUUUGAUGGAAGAUUGCAUGUUGAAAUUUUUGAAGGACAAAUGUAGACUAUUAGUUACACAUAACGUUAAUCACCUUAGGAAAUGUGAUCGAAUUGUAAUUCUCAACUCUGGAAGAAUAGAGAAGGAAGGUACUUACAGUGAAUUGGAGAGAGAAGGAAGUCUUUCCCUUGACUAUCUGGAUGAGCCCAUUUCAGAAGAUGAGGAGAUAAAAAAGCAGCAAGGAGAAACUUUAAAAAUGAAGAAAAGUGAAAGAGUUCCUGAAAUAAGAGAAUCAAGCAAAGCUGAAAUCAAGAAAAAAUCUGAUCUUUUCGCAUACUUAACAAGUGGAAAUAACACAUGCAUAAUAUUUUCAGUGCUGCUUGUUUUCAUUAUGACACAAACUGCAGAAUCCUCCGUUUUCCUUUUCAUAAGUUAUUGGACUCAUAGCGAAGAAACCAAAGAUUAUCCUUUCAACAUCACACUGGGCCAGGAAGUGAUUAUUAUCUCGGGAAGAUACUUGCACAUUUUCAUAUUUAUGACCAUUCUUUUCGUGCUUCUGGUGAGUUCUAUAAGUCGUGCUGUAUCCUACGUGAUGAUGGUAAUGAGAAGCUCGAGAACAUUGCACAACAAAAUGCUUCAUAUGGUUAUUCAUAGUAAGAUGACUUUUUUCGAGAUGGUUGAUAUAGGUCAAAUUUUGAGCAGGUUUUCUAAGGACUUGGGAGCUGUUGAUGAAAUUCUGCCACGGACUAUACUGGAAUCAGGUAUAGUUGUACUUGGGAUCUUCGCCAGAAUACUACUAAUAGGAUACGUGAAUCCAUAUUUGAUCAUAGUGGUACUUGCCUUUAUAGCCAUCUUCAGCCACUUUAUAAAAGUUUUCAUCAAAACAUCCAAAAAUAUAAAGCGAAUAGAAGGAAAUCUUAUGGGUCCUUUACUUACACAAGUAAGAUCAACUAUACAAGGUUUAUCAACUAUAAGAGCAGUGAAUGCUCAAAGUGUUGUGGAAAGAGAAUACAGCAGACACCAAGAUAGAUACACCAGCAGUUGUUAUAUGUUUGAUACUGUAACUCAUGCCUUUAGUUUUGCUGUUGAGUUUGUUACAACUAUUUUCAUCUCGAUCGUAACAAUUAGCUGUUUUUUCAUGCAAGAACAGAUUCAUCUCAAUGGGAGUAAGAUUGGCCUAGCAAUCACACAAUCAAUGGCAUUCACUACCUAUGUACAGUUUUGUAUUAUACAGUGUGUGCAAGCCAAUAACCAUUUGGUAGCUGUAGAGCGAAUAAAUGAGUAUGAUGACCUACCCCAAGAAUCUUCUUCGAUAAAAGAUAUUGAGAUAGCAGAAGACUGGCCAAAACUUGGUAAUAUUUACUUCAAGAAUGUGAAUUUGCAGUUUGGUGAGUCAUUGGAAGUGCUGAAAGGAUUGAAUUUUACCAUUGAAACGGGCGAAAAGAUUGGUAUUGUUGGUAGAACUGGUGGAGGAAAGUCUUCCUUGAUUGCUUCCAUCCUGAAAUUAGUUGAAGUUGAUGGUGAAAUACUGAUAGAUUCGAAAAAUAUUCGAGACAUUCCUGCAGGUAUUAUUCGAAAUCGAGUUUCAGUAAUUCCUCAAGACCCUGUCCUAUUUUCUGGAACACUCAGAUAUAAUUUGGAUCCUUUUGGACUCUACGACGACCACAUCUUAAACCAGUCCCUGAAGGAGGUAGAAUGGUUUUCAACGUCUUCUGAAAUUAAUAGUUUGGAUGAUAUAAUUAUAGAAAGGGGUUCGAAUUUGAGUAUAGGACAGAAACAGUUGAUCUGUCUAGCAAGGAUUAUUAUAAGAAAAAAUAAAAUCAUUUUGAUAGAUGAGGCCACAUCAAAUUUGGAUAUUGAGACCGAUGCAAUGAUGCAAAAGUUGAUAAGAAGGCAAUUCGCAGAUUGCACUGUUCUUGCCAUUACUCAUCGUGUUAGCACCGUAUUGGAUUAUGACAAAAUAAUGCUAAUUGAUUCUGGAGAACUGAUAGAAUUUGCCAGUCCAAAAGAUUUACUCAGGGAUAAAACUAGCAAGUUAUAUGAUAUCAUACACGAAAAUAAUAAAUGAUAUUUUAUGAAUUA
Molecule: messenger RNA, 4105 nt
Organism: Harmonia axyridis
Lineage: Eukaryota; Metazoa; Arthropoda; Insecta; Coleoptera; Coccinellidae
Product: probable multidrug resistance-associated protein lethal(2)03659
Exons: 14
Coding region: 300-4091 (1263 amino acids)
Biological process (GO): transmembrane transport
Cellular component (GO): membrane
Molecular function (GO): ABC-type transporter activity; ATP binding; ATP hydrolysis activity
Source: RefSeq, a predicted model, not a curated record